Tinamus guttatus (white-throated tinamou) is the source of this 392-nucleotide messenger RNA. The record is from RefSeq and is a predicted model, not a curated record. Lineage: Eukaryota; Metazoa; Chordata; Aves; Tinamiformes; Tinamidae.
CUGUGCAAAACACCUUCCAGUUCCUCCUGGAGACUUCCAGCAGGGUGGUGCGGGAUUACAACCUGCAGCUUUUCCUGCAAGAAAACUCCGUGUUUCACAAGCCGCAGCCCUUCCAGUUCCAGCCCUGCGACAGCGACACCAGCUUUAACGCGGUGCAGCUGGUGGAUAUUGAGCCCUCUCCAGUCAGUGCUAUGAGAAUGACUAUAGCAGAGAGCCGACAACUGGAAUCGGAAACUGGAACCACCGAGGAGCACAGCCUCAACAAGGAGGCCAGGAAAUGGGCAACGCGCGUCGCGCGGGAGCACAAGAACAUCGUCCACAGCCAGCGGGUAGGUGCGAGAAACACCGCUUCGGCCAUGGGAUUUGUUGCAGCCCCCCGCCACAGCAAAUAG